AAGAUGAUAUAGCAUGUCAAAGCACAGUCAAUUUCUAAACAAACACUUUAAUCUCUUGAAAAAAAAAACAGAUUGCUUGAAAUAGCAACAACCUCGUGGAUUCUGGAACUUUGUGAAUCUUGUUUCAGGUCUCGCUGGUUACAAAUGGCUCGCUCCUUUAAUCAUGGAUAAGGAGCUAAUCCCUCUCAUUAAAUGGGAGAUGGAGACAUUUACACACCCGGUGUGCGGUAUUCUUGUCUUUGCAUCGGUGUCAUUAUUCCCUGUGAUACUUAUUCCAACUACGCCGUCAAUGUGGGUGGCUGGGAUUACAUUUGGUUAUUUCUAUGGCCUUCUUCUUACUCUUCCAGCUGUAGCUAUUGGUGUUUCACUUCCUUACUUCAUCAGCUAUCUCUUCCUCAACAAAAUUCAAGGUUGGUUAGAAAGAUAUCCAGAUCAAGCUGCAAUGUUGAGAGCUGCUGGUGGAGGCAGUUGGUUUCACCAGUUUCGAGCUGUAACCUUAAUCCGGAUUUCUCCAUUCCCUUUUCCUCUUUAUAACUAUUGCGCUGUUGCAACUCGUGUAAAGUUCGGUCCUUACAUGGCUGGCUCUCUCGUAGGCAUGGCGCCAGAGAUUUUCGUCGCAAUUUAUACAGGGAUUCUUAUAAGGGCAUUGGUAGAUGCAUCCACUGCGGAACAAGAGGGUCUCUCGAUUCUUCAGAUAGUUCUCAACAUUCUUGGUUUUGUAGCAACUGUUGUGACAACUGUUCUCAUCACUAAGUAUGCGAAAAGACAGCUUGAAGUUAUGAAGAAGGAGAAGGAAGCUUUGUUGUUACAGUAAUGGAGACAACAACCUCGGAAGUUUUGUCUCUGCUUAUUCCAAAGUACAGGUUUUCUCCAUGAUGUGAAAAGAUUGUUGAUUGUUGGUCAAAUGUUUGGUUUGUUUACAGCCGAGAAAUGAAAGGGUAAAAAAGAAAAUUAUAAUGACUAU
Molecule: messenger RNA, 964 nt
Organism: Arabidopsis arenosa
Lineage: Eukaryota; Viridiplantae; Streptophyta; Magnoliopsida; Brassicales; Brassicaceae
Source: the annotation of a GenBank genome assembly